AGUCUAACUGAUAUAGUAAGCAACAUACCUUCAAGUAAAGAGGGAGCUAUAAUGGCAGCAGUGCCUUUAGAAGAGGAAUUUUGGAGGUUUCAAGAAAUUUCAUUGAGUAAGCUACGCAAAACUGUUUUUCAAUUAAAGAAAAAAUCUACGGGUGAUGAAGCACUUACAUGCAGUUUGGUGAACCAAUUGUUUGAUGUAAAUUGGCUACCCCCUACGCCUUCGUUGUUGAAGAGGAGUAUUAUAGUCCCAGUACCCAAAACAAACAAUCCACGUAAGCCAGAAGACUUGCGACCCAUCAGUCUUAUGCCAGUCGUCGACAAAGUUAUAGAAAUAACAGUGCAUGAACAGCUGAGUGAGCAUCUACGUGUGAACGAUGUUCCUUUUGAGAGGCAAUCCGGGUUCAGAAGAAAUCAUUAUUGUGAAACUGCACGCCAAUUUGUAUGUACAAAGUGGAAAAAAGAUGUAGAUGAUGGUAAAGUGAUUGUGUGUGUGUGUCAGAUGAUCUAA
Messenger RNA from Acanthoscelides obtectus, 507 nucleotides. NCBI's taxonomy places the organism in Eukaryota, Metazoa, Arthropoda, Insecta, Coleoptera, Chrysomelidae. The record is from the annotation of a GenBank genome assembly.